Molecule: messenger RNA, 2446 nt
Organism: Phacochoerus africanus (Common warthog)
Lineage: Eukaryota; Metazoa; Chordata; Mammalia; Artiodactyla; Suidae
Gene: JAZF1
Product: JAZF zinc finger 1
Exons: 5
Coding region: 190-921 (243 amino acids)
Cellular component (GO): nucleus
Source: RefSeq, a predicted model, not a curated record
CUCGCAAUCCUUCCAUCGCUCUCGCCCCCUCUCCCUCCGUCCCGUCCUCUCCGCUCCCCUCACCCCGCCUCUCUCCCCCUCCCCCAGUCCCUCCUCUCCUCACCCCACCCUGCCUCCCUCCCUCCCUCCCUCCGCCCGCCUGCCCGGCGCUCGCUGAGCCGACACCAGGGGGGCUCUCGAUGUAGCACCAUGACAGGCAUCGCCGCCGCCUCCUUCUUCUCCAAUACCUGCCGAUUCGGGGGCUGCGGACUCCACUUCCCCACCCUGGCCGACCUCAUCGAGCACAUCGAGGACAACCACAUCGAUACAGAUCCACGUGUUUUAGAAAAACAAGAAUUACAGCAGCCAACCUAUGUUGCCCUCAGUUACAUUAAUAGAUUCAUGACAGACGCUGCCCGCCGGGAGCAGGAGUCCCUGAAGAAGAAGAUUCAGCCGAAGCUGUCGCUGACCUUGUCCAGCUCGGUGUCUCGCGGAAAUGUGUCCACUCCACCACGUCACAGCAGCGGAAGCCUUACUCCCCCCGUGACCCCGCCCAUCACCCCCUCCUCUUCAUUCCGCAGCAGCACCCCAACAGGCAGUGAGUACGACGAGGAGGAGGUGGAUUACGAGGAGUCGGACAGCGAUGAGUCCUGGACCACAGAGAGCGCCAUCAGCUCCGAAGCCAUCCUCAGCUCCAUGUGCAUGAACGGAGGGGAGGAGAAGCCUUUCGCCUGCCCGGUUCCUGGAUGCAAAAAGAGAUACAAGAAUGUGAAUGGCAUAAAGUACCAUGCUAAGAAUGGUCACAGAACACAGAUUCGUGUCCGCAAACCAUUCAAAUGCCGCUGUGGUAAGAGUUACAAGACAGCUCAGGGCCUGAGGCACCACACAAUCAAUUUCCAUCCCCCAGUGUCGGCUGAGAUUAUCAGGAAGAUGCAGCAAUAACAUGCUGGUCAUAACUGUGCCAAGAAAUCCUCACCAGCAGUUGCUGAUUUUGAAAACAGCCACCUUUUUCAGGGGAAGCAUUCAGCAACCCUUUAAAGAAUUAAAUGCAUGCUUUAAAUUUUUUCUGUAAUUUUGGAAUGAUGUAUCUUUGUAGAGUUAAUGAUUUUGUACAUUUGCACAUGUAAUCAUCAUACCCAUUUUCAUUACUUUGAUAUAAGGUGCUAAACAAACAAACAAAAAAGCUCUAGGUUCUUCAGCACAUUUCCCCCAAAACAAAAUAAAAACGGAGGGCAUGUUGCAUAUGUUUAGUUGUACUGCAGUGAUCUCGACUGGGGGGGAGGAGGGGCUGGCACUGAGGUGUUUUUUUUCCCCAAGAUUGUAAUGUGAUUGAAGUUUUUCAACACAUUGACUCAUUGUGUUCAAAACCAAAAUAAUACUUUCACUAUCAAACUGGUUACCAUGCCUUACAUAAUGGAGUUAUUAGUACUUGUGAGUAGAAAGACUUUAGGUAAUGGAAAUAUAAAUAAGAAAGAAUGUUUAACAUAAUAUGCUAAAAAUAUUUUCAUAUUUAAAUAACAUACAUAAAAGGUGUGCUUUCUGUGUUUUAUAUUAUCUUGCAAAUCCUUUUGCCCUUUAAAAAGCUGAAAAUCUUGCCAUCUGACUUACCAAUCAUUUUAGUGUUAUGACAUUUUUGUAUGAAAAGUCUAUUCAGUUCACUCAUUAACACACAUUCAUCGAGUGCCUGCUGGGUGCAAGGGAUUCAAUUUAUGCCUGUUGCUAUCUGUGGACCAAGAUACCAGUUUAGUGAAAUACCUUUACCUGAAAUCUGUUAGGAAACACUUUGAAAUACUUAAGUGCAAAUUUUGUGUGUGUGCGAUCUAGUUCUAGCUUCAUCUUUAGGUGAAGUUUCAAAGCACUUUGUAGUUCUCUAUUGCCAACAGAUUUAAUGUUUUAUGUGUUGCCAAUUCUUGCAACCACUGCCCUAACAAACCUGUGGGUUGCAAAUAAGAAUUACAAUUCCAAGCAUGUUUCAAAGAGGUACAUUUUGUUGAGACCCCAUCACCUUUCCUUCAUGCCCACUGUGUUUUUACUUUUUUUGAAGGCACUUUUUCCAUCACAUUGUAGAUGUCUGUAUUCCCAUUGGAAAUGUCUGUUUAGCUUUAUAAGACAUUUUGCUGAAAUAUGAAAUUGAGCCUUAUUGACAAUUAAGUGCUUCUUGCAGCAGGUGGUCAAAGAGUGACUAACACAUGACCCGUUAAAGAGUAUAACCUAUGUCUGGACCAUUCCUCAAGUUUUACUUACCAACAAAUACCAUCAUGCCUUGAAUGUUCAUUUCUCCCAAGUGCUGUUCCUUAAACAUGAGAGUUUACCAGCUGCCUAAUUAUGCAAUAAAAAUUGCUCUGAGAUGGCUAACUGCCCACGACACUGGGGAAACGCAAACUCAAAAUGCUUAUAACUUGGUUCACAUGUUUCCAUUUGUUGAAAGUCUUACAGAUGGGAAGCAGGUGUCCCUCCUCAAUUUUUC